Molecule: messenger RNA, 1620 nt
Organism: Sycon ciliatum
Lineage: Eukaryota; Metazoa; Porifera; Calcarea; Leucosolenida; Sycettidae
Product: mucin-2-like
Exons: 13
Coding region: 1-1620 (539 amino acids)
Source: RefSeq, a predicted model, not a curated record
AUGGCGCCAGAUUACCGUCGUGAAACUCAUAUUGUUGGUGCUAGAGAGGCAAACAGCACAUCACCUACAGUGGCACAAGCCACUACUACUGCUGCAACACCAACAGCAACAGUUACUAGUGGUGGUGAUUCUGACACAACUACUUUACUGGCAACGACAAUGAAGAACACAUCACCUACAAUGACGCAAGCCAAUACUACUGCUGCAACAGCAACAGAUACUGGUAGUGGUGGUUCUGAAACUACUACUUUACUGCAAACAACAAUGUCACCAACAGUGAAUAGCACGUCGCCAACGACAGAGCCAGAAAUCACAGCUACUGGAAAUGCAAGUACUGGAGAAACAGCUUCAUCAGCAACAACCAUGGUAUCAAGCACUACCCUGUCACCAAGCAUGCUACCAACAAAUACCACGCCAACUGCGGCAUUGGCAACAAGUGCAGAGGCAAACAGCACAUCACCUACAGUGGCACAAGCCACUACUACUGCUGCAACACCAACAGCAACAGUUACUGGUGGUGGUGAUUCUGACACAACUACUUUACUGGCAACGACAAUGAAGAACACAUCACCUACAAUGACGCAAGCCAAUACUACUGCUGCAACAGCAACAGAUACUGGUAGUGGUGGUUCUGAAACUACUACUUCACUGCAAACAACAAUGUCACCAACAGUGAAUAGCACGUCGCCAACGACAGAGCCAGAAAUCACAGCUACUGGAAAUGCAAGUACUGGAGAAACAGCUUCAUCAGCAACAACCAUGGUAUCAAGCACUACCCUGUCACCAAGCAUGCUACCAACAAAUACCACGCCAACUGCGGCAUUGGCAACAAGUGCAGAGGCAAACAGCACAUCACCUACAGUGGCACAAGCCACUACUACUGCUGCAACACCAACAGCAACAGUUACUGGUGGUGGUGAUUCUGACACAACUACUUUACUGGCAACGACAAUGAAGAACACAUCACCUACAAUGACGCAAGCCAAUACUACUGCUGCAACAGCAACAGAUACUGGUAGUGGUGGUUCUGAAACUACUACUUUACUGCAAACAACAAUGUCACCAACAGUGAAUAGCACGUCGCCAACGACAGAGCCAGAAAUCACAGAUGUCUUCCAGGUACAUGCAACAGCCAAGGGUUAUGCAACACCAUCCAAUAUUGGAAAUCAAAUUGAAAUGUAUGCAACAGGGCUACCUCAAAUGCAACAAAACCAGGCUCGUGCAGAGCCAUGGAAGCAGCUACAACGAGUUGGCAUACCGAUAUUCAGCGGUGACAAACGUACGUUUGAGUCAUUCCGAGAAGCUUUCAUGGCAUGUGUAGAUAGUGCACCCGCCACCCCUCAGUACAAGCUGUUGCAAUUGAGGCAGUAUUUGGCAGGAGAAGCACUGACAGCCAUCGAGCGAUUUGGCUACUCACCAUCAGCCUAUGACGCAGCUAAGAAGUUGCUAGAGCGCAAGUAUGGCGGUGAGCGUCGCCGUGUGGCUUUACAUAUUGAACGCGCACAGCCACUUGACCACAUCGAUGGGUCUGCAACCAUUGGUACCUCCACGUGUACAGCCAACACUCCCAACAGUAACAGCAGCAACAGCAGCACAGCGGGCUGGUCGAGUCUCUGUUGA